AUGAGUACUCAGAUUCCCAUCGUAUAUGGCACACAAUCUGGCAAUUCCUUGCAUGUCUCACAGCUUAUAGAAUCAAAACUGGUCCAUUACAGCACAUGCAUCGUGCCAAUUGACGAAUUUUCGCUAGAGAACUUUUUGCAUGGCAAUACGUUCAUUUUCAUAUGUUCUACAUAUGGCAAUGGGGAUUUUCCAUUCGCCGCACAGUAUUUUUACAACUGCUUAGUGAAUGAGAGCAUGCCUGUUGAUUUCUUGAAAAACUGCAACAUCGCCGUCUUUGGCUUGGGAGAUAGCUCAUACGCCAAGUUCAAUUUUGCAUCUAAAAAAUUGUUCAGAAUAUUUUCUAAGCUGGGUGCUAACCUAUUUAUAGAAAGAGGAAAUGGCAAUAUGCAGGAUGAGCAAGGCUAUUACACAUCAUUGUUCCCGUGGAUCGAAAAGCUGAUCGUUAAUUUACAAAGUUUUAAUAUAAAAGGUGCCGAGCUGAUCAGAAAGGAAAAACGAGCGUAUGAUGCAACUAUAAUCGCAAAAGCUAUGCUUACACCGAGUGAUCAUUUUCAAGACAUUCUUGAAGUGGGGUUUACUGUUGAGGAUUACAAUGACUUUGAACCUGGUGAUACCAUUCUAAUCAGUCCCGCGAAUUAUAACUGGCGUGAAUUUUGUGAAUACAACGGCAACAUGUGUGAUGAGGAUUACGUAAAGAAUAGCAUGGAUUACAACUUUGUGCCCUACUUCUACGUCUUUGUCGAGAUCGUAAAGUAUCUGGAGGAUGAACCGCUAAACGACCAUUUAUUCAGAAAUCCGGAGCGUAAGGAAGCCAUAACAAAGAGAAUACGGGAAAUGAGCACAGACUACGAGUUGUACUUUGAUUAUGUUAAACGCCCGAAGCGUACUUUCUUCGAAGUAUUGUGUGAUUUCGGGUUGAAACUGCCGUUCUCAUUUUUGAGGAAAGUUAUACCGAAGAUCCGGCCAAGAUAUUUUACUCUGACCAAGAAAGGAUCGGAGUAUUAUCUCACCAUUGCGCUUGUCGAAUACCAAAACAGUAUAAAAGCAAAAAGAAAAGGAUUGUGUUCGCAAUAUUUGAAGGAAAUAAACGUGAGUGAAACAAUAAAAGUGGGAAUGAUAAAGAGCCAUCUGUUCUACGACUCAAAUAACCUUCUAUUUAUUUGUACGGGAACGGGCGUAACAUUGCCUAGAGCUUUUUGGAAUUUUAUCGGUGAUAAGAACAUAGUGGUGUAUUACGGGUAUAGACAUGAUGAAAAGGAUAGAUUGUAUGUCGAAGAGGUAGAAAAACGUAAGAAUGUGAAAAUUGUGUAUGCUCCCUCGCGUAUGGGUGAGGAGCUGUACGUGCAAGAGAUAUUUUACAAGUAUUUUAACGAUCCUAUAGACAAAUACCUGAUCUAUGUGAGUGGUAGGACAAGAUUGAACAAGGAAGUGAGGCAAAUGUUCACAAAAAAAUACGGAGAAGAACUUCAUUUUCAGGCAGAAACGUGGUGAUAGUAAUGGAUGGUUUAUAUGUGGUGCUUUGAAGAGUUCUAAGCUUUAACGUAAAGUUACUGUUGUGUUACUUGUUUUGAGAUAAAAUGGAGGCUUAGUCCAAUAUUUUCUGAUUCCUCCUCAUCUUCAAACAAGCUUUUUGCUUCUAAUCAGUAUUUGCUAUGUUAAUGAGAAUUAUCAAGCUUGUAUUAUCUCUUGAAUGUAUAAUUCCUUACUGUUCGCAGAUGUGCUAGCACAUCUCAUUCGUGCAAUACCACACACUGUUAUGAGCAAUUCAUUAAAUACCCGU
Molecule: messenger RNA, 1780 nt
Organism: Vavraia culicis subsp. floridensis
Lineage: Eukaryota; Fungi; Microsporidia; Pleistophoridae
Exons: 1
Coding region: 1-1491 (496 amino acids)
Cellular component (GO): cytosol
Molecular function (GO): FMN binding; flavin adenine dinucleotide binding; oxidoreductase activity
Source: RefSeq, a predicted model, not a curated record